CCUAUUUUGUCAAUUAAAGAGACCGGUGGAUGUUUAGAUGAGACAAACUCAAGUGAUACAGAUCAAGUACCUACUGCAUGUUUAGAUGUGACCAACUCCACCGACACAGACCAAGGCCAGACUGACUGUUUGAAUGUGACGACCUCAAGUGACAAAGGCCAAGGUCACACUGCAUGUUUGAAUGUGACGACCUCAAGUGACACAGACCAAGGCCAGACUGCAUGUUUGAAUGUGACGACCUCAAGUGACACAGACCAAGGUCACACUGCAUGUUUGAAUGUGACGACCUCAAGUGACACAGACCAAG
Messenger RNA from Lymnaea stagnalis (great pond snail), 307 nucleotides. NCBI's taxonomy places the organism in Eukaryota, Metazoa, Mollusca, Gastropoda, Lymnaeidae. The record is from the annotation of a GenBank genome assembly.